AUGAAUUUCCUUCGGAGGCGUCUCUCAGACAGUAGUUUUGUGGCUAACUUGCCAAAUGGUUACAUGAUGGACCUUCAGCGUCCAGAUAAUUCCACCAGCAACCCUGUUUCCCCAGCAACAGAGAGGAGGCAGCAGCCAAUUCAGCAACCAGCUGCUCUUUCUUCUGGUACCAGCAUCUUCAACUCUAUCUCCAGUGCCAUGAAGCAAACCACACAAGCAGCUGCAGGACUCAUAGAUCAGUCAGCAAGUCCUGUCCCUGUAGCCCAGCAGAAACCCCAAAUUCUCUUGAUAAUUGAUGACCCCCACACAGAUUGGGCUAAGUAUUUUCAAGGAAAGAAGGUGAAUGGGGAAUUUGAGAUCCGAGUGGAACAGGCAGAAUUUUCAGAACUCAACUUGGCUGCCUAUUCAACUGCUGGCUGUAUGGUAGACAUGCAGGUCAUCAGGAAUGGCACAAAAGUGGUCAGUAGAUCCUUCAAGCCUGAUUUUGUUCUCAUCCGUCAGCAUGCUUACAGCAUGGCCCUAGGAGAAGAUUUUCGCAGCCUUAUCAUUGGUCUCCAAUAUGGUGGGGUUCAUAGCGUUAAUUCACUUUUCUCUAUCUACAAUUUCUGCAGCAAACCCUGGGUGUUCUCUCAGCUAAUUAAGAUUGUCAGCUCAUUGGGUCCCGAGAAGUUCCCUCUUGUAGAACAAACAUUCUUCCCAAGCCAUAAGCAGAUGCUCACAACUCCAGUUUUCCCAAUGGUCAUCAAGUUAGGACAUGCUCAUGCAGGAAUGGGAAAGGUGAAAAUUGAGAACCAGCAUGAUUUCCAAGACAUUGUAAGUGUGGUAGCCAUGGCCAAAACAUAUGUCACAACAGAGACUUUUGUUGACUCCAAAUACGACAUCCGAAUCCAGAAAAUUGGCAACAAUUACAAAGCUUACAUGAGGACAUCAAUCUCUGGAAACUGGAAAGCAAACACAGGUUCUGCCAUGUUGGAACAGAUCGCCAUGACUGAGAGAUACCGACUUUGGGCAGAUUCUGUUGCAGAGAUGUUUGGCGGCCUUGAUAUCUGUGCAGUCAAAGCGGUUCACAGCAAGGAUGGGAAAGAUUAUAUCAUUGAGGUGAUGGACAGCUCAAUGCCUCUGAUAGGAGAGCAUGUGGAGGAAGAUAGGCAACUUAUAGCUGAUAUGGUGGUCUCCAGAAUGACACAGACUUUAAUGACUGUGGGAACUUCUCCUUCACCUCUGAGGCCUUGGCCUCCAUCACUGAAAUCACAAAUGCCAGGACCCCAUCUUGGACAGCUUUCCCAACCUCGACCACCACCUCAAGGUGGCCCAUGGCAGCCUCAAGGAUCACAGCCAGGAGCCCCACCCCAGCAAAGGCUGUCCCCACAGGGUCAGCAACCUCUGAGCCCUCAGUCCACCUCAUCACAGCAGCAGAAGUCACCUGGAUCUCCUCAGCAAACAAGAUCGUCAGCAGGAAGCUCACCAAGCCAGCCUUCCAAAUUAGGCACAUUUCCCUCCCAGCAACCACGACCUCCGGCACAAGGAUGGGCUCCUGGCCAAGGAUUCAGUGAACCUUCCAAGCAGCAUCCUCAUCUGAACAAAUCACAAUCCUUGACAAAUACCUUCAACAUCUCAGAAUCUUCACAGCGAGGUAUCACAAAUGAAGAUGAGGCAAAGGCUGAAACCAUCCGUAACCUGAGGAAGUCAUUUGCUAGCCUGUUUUCUGAUUAGCAUCACAAACCUUAAGAGUAAUUUUGGAUAUUUGGGUCUUCUUUCCAUGCAAAUUCCUCUCAUUUUAUAGUUCCCUAUACAAAUGUGUCUUUAAAUGUAUCAAUCGUUAUAGUUUCUUGUAUGUAUUCCUAUAUUCAGCAAAGGGGAGGGGAAAAAGCAAUUGAAAAAAAGCAAUUGAAUCUGUCUCUCUGGGCUCUGGAUAACAGUCAUCGAAAUGUUAUUCUCAACUUACAGAAUGCAAACACGUCCAUCAUCACCUACAUGCAGAGGUCAUCUCAUGCACAAUCAGGGCUAUAGAAUGCUGCAGUGCGUAUGAACAGCUUUGAACACUUGCUGGGCCAUUUAUGGCAGAGGUGCAGAAAAGAGGCAAAUAGUUAAGUUAAGAUUAAUAUUCAUUUAUCUUAACUAUUUUUAUAUAUUAGCAUGAUUCUUCUUAUCUUUUAUAAGUCAGAUUCUAGUUUGCUCUUUUAAAAACCCAGUUAUAAAACUAUUCCUCCAAAAAUGUGUUAUCCCUCUGAAUUAUUCCUUCUCAAUUCAAAUUUCCUGGGCUAAACUAUUAUAAUUCUUAGGUAGCACACAGUUGAACCAUUUUACUGUGGUCAAUAUACAACCAGGAUUAAACCCAUUCUGAUUCCCAGGUGCAGGGAUAUAUAGACAUCAUUUAGAAUUAAAAUCCUUCGCAUGCUCUGUUACAAUAGUGCAACUUGCCUAAGGUUUACCUAGUAUCCACUGUAAUAGGUAUCCAAAGUAAUAAAUUGAACUAUAAUGAUGUAGGCCUUUAUAUUGAAGUACCGUGUGUAUGGAAACAAAUAUACAGGCCUUAAACUUUAGCUAUCAACAUGUCAGAAUUCAUCUUUACAGCAGCAUAUCAUGCAUUUCAGAAAAAAAUGACUGAAAACAAAGAUCUUUGAUCCACAUUGGGACUAGGAUUUCACAAUGAACUACCUCUCUAGAGAAAUCAAGUCAUAAAAUUCUUAUUCUGCAGUUACAUACAUGCAUACAAAAGUGAUAAAACAGUUUAGAAAGAAGCCAGCCACCAUGAAAUACAACUCAAUAUUUCAAGGCCAUCAAAAUACGAAGUAGCAACCCUUUCAGAAUAAAACAUGGGAAAUGUUUCUUUCCAGCCUCAAAAAUUCUCCCCAAUAUCAGUAUCCAAAUUAUGCAGUAUGACACAAUUUAGCCACUCAAUAGUCAGGAUACAAGUGAAGUGUCAAGAGAUGAGGAGGAAAAUAGGAGUUCUGCUACAAAAAAGUUUAGAGGUUUCUCUUUAAACAUUGAUAUAAUUGACCUUUUACUGCAUUAUCUAUACAAAACUGAUGUAAAUGGCACAUUGCAUUAUAUGUGCAUUUGUUGUAUAUAGGUUCCAGAGCAGGCGUGUCCAAUCCGUGUGUGGCCCUGGAAAACUAGUAAUCCAACUCAAGAUUGUAAAAUUUUAACAUUAUGUGAUUUAUAUACAUUGUUUUAUAUGCAGCUCAAGAUCAUUCCUCUUCUCUCAGUGCAGCCCAGGCAAGCCAAAGGUUGGACACCCAUGCUC
Molecule: messenger RNA, 3247 nt
Organism: Protobothrops mucrosquamatus (brown spotted pit viper)
Lineage: Eukaryota; Metazoa; Chordata; Lepidosauria; Squamata; Viperidae
Gene: SYN3
Product: synapsin III
Exons: 14
Coding region: 1-1713 (570 amino acids)
Biological process (GO): neurotransmitter secretion
Cellular component (GO): synaptic vesicle membrane; synaptic vesicle
Molecular function (GO): ATP binding
Source: RefSeq, a predicted model, not a curated record